GUAUAUACGCACACAUAAUGCGCAGACAAGCUGGAACCGGGUUCAGUGUACGAGUACUUACAGGAUAGUAAACUUGAAUUGACUGGCUGAGGGCAGUUUCACUUCGUCGCUGUCAGGACACAGGUCAAAACAUGGCUCUAAGAAUUCUAAAGAAAGCGUUAAGCGGGAAACAAUGUGGAUGUUUGUACAGUACAAUUCCAGAUAUGCCUCCCGCAGGAUUCACUCCCCAGAAAUAUGCGGGCAUAUCCUAUGAAGAGGCAAUGAAGGUCAGGAAGACCAAUCUAACCCCUGCCCUUUUGACCUAUUACAAGAAUCCAAUCAUGAUUGUUCAGGGUCAUAUGCAGUGGCUCUGGGACACAGAUGGAAAGAGAUACUUGGAUUUGUUUGGGGGCAUUGUCACUGUUAGUGUGGGGCAUUGUCAUCCGAAAGUGAACGAAAGAGCCAAGAAACAAUUGGACAACUUAUGGCACACAACGAACAUUUAUCUUCACCCAACUAUACACGAGUAUGCUGAAAAACUGACGUCUAAAUUGCCGGGUCAAUUAAAGGUUGUGUAUUUCACCAACAGUGGAUCAGAGGCAAAUGAUUUAGCUGUGCUGAUGGCCAGGAUGUAUACUGGUGUUUUUGAUAUUAUUUCACUCAGGAAUGCUUAUCAUGGUGCGAGUCCUUAUCUGAUGGGUCUUACUGCAAUGUCAACAUGGAGAUUUAAUGUCCCAACUGGAUUUGGCAUUCAUCAGUCCAUGAACCCAGAUCCUUACAGAGGUCCUUGGGGAGGCGCUAACUGUAGAGAUUCCCCAUCACAGACCCUGAGAUCUUGUUCCUGUGGACCUGGAGAGUGUCAGGCUGGAGAAAAAUAUGCUGAACAAUUAGAGGAUGUGCUUAGGUUCUCCAUGCCAAAAGACAAAUGUGGGGCAUUCUUUGCAGAAUCCAUUCAGGGAGUAGGUGGAACCACACAGUUCCCCAAGAAUUUCUUGAAAAAGGCUUUUGACAUGGUCAGAAGUAAUGGUGGAAUUUGUAUCUCUGAUGAGGUCCAGACAGGAUUUGGUAGGCUAGGUGAACAUUUUUGGGGAUUUGAAAACCAUGGCGUUGUUCCAGACAUUGUUACAAUGGCAAAGGGCAUUGGUAAUGGUUUCCCCUUGGCAGCAGUGGUUACCUCCCCUGAAAUUGCUUUGUCUAUGGCUAAAGCCCUGCAUUUUAACACGUAUGGAGGGAAUCCUCUUGCUUGUGCUGUGGGAUCGGCGGUACUAGAUGUAAUUGAGGAAGAAAAGAUACAGGAAAAUGCUGCCAAGACUGGUACCUACUUCAUUUUGGAACUCAGGAAACUGAUGGACGAAUUCGAAAUAAUCGGUGAUGUCCGAGGGAAAGGCUUAAUGAUUGGUGUGGAGCUAGUCCAAGAGAGGGAAAACAUCACACCAUUACCAGUAGAAGCUGUAAACAAGAUCUGGGAACAUUUGAGAGAAUAUGGAGUUUUGGUUGGAAAAGGAGGAAUAUAUGGAAAUGUUCUUCGAAUCAAACCACCUAUGUGUAUCUCGAAAGAUGAUGUUGACUUCACCAUUGCUGUUCUCAGGGAUGCUUUGAAAGUGUACACUAAAUAGACAGUACAUACAUGUACUAACUAGUCAGUAGUGUGAAUGCAAGUGAACAUUUAUACAAAUGCAUAGAUAUUUCAUAUACAUGUAUAUACAUUCUGAGAGAGCAAGUGGGAUAUUUAAUCACUAUAAAUAGGAAAGACCAUAUUUCAUGAAAAAUGCAGAAUGAUAUCUAUCUGAAUUUAUUUGACACCAAAUUAUGUGAAAAUAUUUCAUGCAAGUGAAAUAUAUAUAUUUUUUAAUACUGUUGGUUUCAUCCAUUUUCAUGGGCAUUAGAAUUUGUGGAAUUGUUUUAUUUUAAAAAAAAAAAGCAAAAGUAAAACAACAUUACAGUUUUGUUAAUGUGUUCCUUCGUGGAAAGCUGCUAUUUGUAUUUUCUUUCUGAGCAAAAAUUGUGCUAUGUUGAUCAUAAUCUGGCACAACCACCAAAGCAUUGAAAAUUGGUGUUCAACAGAAAAAAGAUGAAACCACAUAAAAAAAAAUUUACAGUCAGCUGUGAUAUUGAAUUGAACAAGUAAUGAAAUUGUAUGUUGUAUGCUGCAAUACAUACAGUUUGAUCCACUGCUUCAUUGUAUUGCGGAGUUUUAUUCAGAAAUUCUCCCAUAUUUGAUGCUGAAAUGCAGUCGCUGUGUACUCAGAAACUCCUCUUAAUUAAACUUCAUCAGUGUGUGUUGUUGUAUUUGCUCUUUUUGCACCCAAAUCCAAGACAGUGUGGUUGUUUUUUUUUUUUUAAUUGGAUGGAUUUAAUGGUAUGGAUCUGUAUUGAAAUUCAGAUUAAGGAGUUACGAUAUCACCGGUACAGUAGGUGUAAUUUUCCCUGACCAGUUACAUAUUUCUGCUGUAUCCACAUUCUAAACGUUUACACAGGAUUUUCUUAUCAGCAGAUUAGCUGUGAUCUGUAAUACUUUAAUAAAUAUACAUGUAGAAUGAGUUACACACAUUCCUGGGAGUUUUGAACAGGGAAAGCAAAUUGGCAAACUGUUAACCGCACGGGAAAAAAGUAUGUGCACAGUACAGGGUUCUCCCCUGAAAAUGAAUAGGUAGAGAUUAUGUGGUAAUAGCUGUAGUGUCUAAAUGUUUGCACCAGUACCUCUUACAAAUCCUGCUGAGUUUGUGUUCAUGAACCGAGUUCUCUAUGAAGUUGUUUUUAUGUGGGCUCUUUUGUUCAUUUUAGAUCAGUAUGUUUAUAAAAUCAAAAAUGUGUUUACAAGAAAAGGAGUGCUGUAGUAUUCAGUGUACUUUGUGCAUUUUGUAUGUGUAUACAGCGUAUCACUUUUCGACUUUUUCAUUAGCAUGUAUGGAGAAGCUGAAGUAAUUUUUGUUUUACUUCAUUCUUUUUCUGUAUAAAUUAUUUCAUAUUGAAAUUAGAUUUUUCAUCUGGUAUGAAUGAUGCUGCUUUUAUAAAACUUAUUUUUGCCAUUUACUGUAUAUGAUGGAAUAUUUUCUUGUCAGUGUGGGAAAGAACAUCUGUACGUAGUAAUUUCAAUUCAACAUGGUUAAUGUGACGAUGAAAUGCUGCAUUUUGUAUUGUUAGCAAAAUAAGAAUGAAAUCUUUAUUGUUCCAUCUGCACUGAGACUCUAAAUCACAAUUAUCAUGUAUAUUGAUAAUUAUAGAAACUGCUAACUGUAGAAAGUGAUGAUGUGAUAAUAAUUGUUACUUAUACAUAUCUUUGUAGACAGAGCACCAGUAAAAACACUUUAUCUGUG
Ostrea edulis (European flat oyster) is the source of this 3296-nucleotide messenger RNA. RefSeq names its product alanine--glyoxylate aminotransferase 2, mitochondrial-like. The coding region runs from base 132 to 1595 and encodes 487 amino acids. The record is from RefSeq and is a predicted model, not a curated record. Gene Ontology annotation, cellular component: mitochondrion. Lineage: Eukaryota; Metazoa; Mollusca; Bivalvia; Ostreida; Ostreidae. Gene Ontology annotation, biological process: glyoxylate catabolic process. The transcript has 14 exons. Gene Ontology annotation, molecular function: pyridoxal phosphate binding; L-alanine:glyoxylate transaminase activity.